This is a messenger RNA of Oenanthe melanoleuca, 5459 nucleotides long. It is a transcript of the gene KSR2, whose product is annotated as kinase suppressor of ras 2. Gene Ontology annotation, biological process: protein phosphorylation. The record is from RefSeq and is a predicted model, not a curated record. The transcript is spliced from 21 exons. Gene Ontology annotation, molecular function: ATP binding; protein kinase activity. NCBI's taxonomy places the organism in Eukaryota, Metazoa, Chordata, Aves, Passeriformes, Muscicapidae. Bases 11 to 2920 code for a protein of 969 amino acids.
GCGGCGAGCGAUGGAUGAGGACAACAUGACGAGGAGCGAGGAGCAGGAGCUGAGUCUGCAGAAGGCGCUGCAGCAGUGCGAGCUGGUCCAGAACAUGAUCGACAUCAGCAUCUCCAACCUGGAGGGGCUCCGCACCAAGUGCGCCGCCUCCAACGACCUCACGCAGAAGGAGAUCCGCACCCUGGAGAGCAAACUGGUGAAGUAUUUCAGCAGGCAGCUGUCCUGCAAGAGGAAGGUGGCGCUGCAGGAGCGCAACGCCAAACUGGAGGGUUUCCCCCAGCUGCUGCACUGGUUCCGCAUCGUCGACAUCCGAAAGGAGGUGAUGGAGGAAAUCGCCCCAGGGCAGCUCAGCCUGGAGGAUCUGCUGGACAUGACUGAUGACCAGGUCUGUGCCACCGUGGAGAAGUUUGGGGCCAACAGUGAGGAGUGUGCCCGGCUGAACGCGUCCCUGUCCUGCCUGCGCAGCGUGCACAAGUCUGGCGGGAGCCUCUCCAAGCAGGACUGGACCAUCCAGUGGCCGAGCACGGAGCCGGGCAAGGAGAACAGCCCGGCGUUAUCCCCGGAGCCGGGCCCCUGGGGCAGGACGCACCCGAGCCCCAAGGUGCAGCCCAAGUGCGGCCAGCACCACUGCCACUCGAGCUCCGUGUACACCCACGUGGACCGCCUGACCGUGGAGGGUCACCCGGGGCUGUGCCCGCCGCUGGAGUCCGGCCACCGCUCGCUGCCGCCGUCCCCCCGGCAGCGCCACGCCGCGCACACCCCCCCGCGCACCCCCAACAUCGUCACCACCAUGACCCCGCCGGGGACCCCCCCCGUGCGCCGCAGGAACAAACUGAAGCCCCCCGGGACCCCCCCGCCCUCCUCCAGGAAGCUGAUCCACCUCAUCCCGGGAUUCACGGCGCUGCACCGCAGCAAGUCGCACGAGUUCCAGCUGGGACACCGCGUGGAUGAGGCGCACACCCCCAAAGUCAAGAAGAAGAACAAGCCCCUGAACCUCAAGAUCCACAACAGCGUGGGGAGCUGUGAGAACAUCCCUGCCCAGCGCUCCCCGCUCCUGUCCGAGCGCUCCCUGCGCUCCUUCUUCGUGGGGUACCCGCCCUUCCUGCCCUCCACCCCGCCCGUCCACACCGACUCCGCCGCCUUCUCAGCAAAUACUCUGUCAGUGCCUCGCUGGUCCCCGCAGAUCCCUCGUCGGGAUUUAGGAAACUCCAUAAAACACAGGUUUUCCACCAAGUACUGGAUGUCUCAGACCUGCACCGUCUGCGGGAAGGGAAUGUUGUUCGGCUUAAAAUGCAAAAACUGCAAGCUCAAGUGCCACAACAAAUGCACCAAAGAGGCCCCUCCGUGUCACCUGCUGAUCAUCCACCGCGGAGGGAGACGAGCCGCUCGGGGCGAGGCAGAUUUGCAUUGCAAACCACUUCCACCCACCCUCCCCCUGCCUCCUUUUCUUUUCAGAUUCCCCACCGCACGGGCGAGGUUAGUCCGGACAGAGUCGGUGCCCUGCGACAUCAACAACCCCCUGAGGAAGCCCCCCAGGUAUUCGGACCUGCACGUCAGCCAAACGCUCCCCAAAACCAACAAACUCAACAAGGACCACAUUCCGGUUCCCUACCAGCCCGAUUCCAGCAGCAACCCCUCGUCCACCACAUCCUCCACGCCGUCCUCGCCGGCGCCGCCGCUGCCGCCCAGCGCCACCCCCCCAUCCCCGCUGCAUCCCUCCCCGCAGUGCCCGCGCCAGCAGAAGCAGUUCAACCUGCCAGCCUCCCAUUACUACAAGUACAAGCAGCAGUUCAUUUUCCCAGAUGUGGUGCCUGAGACGCCGACCCGAGCCCCACAGGUCGUCCUGCACCCCGUCACCUCCAACCCCAUCCUGGAAGGAAACCCAUUGCUUCAAAUUGAAGUGGAGCCCACCUCGGAGAACGAGGAAGGCGCCGAGGAGGCGCAGGAAUCCGAGGACGACUUCGAGGAGAUGAACCUGUCGCUGCUGUCGGCGCGCAACUUCCCGCGCAAGGCCAGCCAGACCAGCAUCUUCCUGCAGGAGUGGGACAUCCCCUUCGAGCAGCUGGAGGUGGGCGAGCUGAUCGGCAAGGGCCGCUUCGGGCAGGUGUUCCACGGGCGCUGGCACGGCGAGGUGGCCAUCCGCCUCAUCGACAUCGAGCGCGACAACGAGGAGCAGCUCAAGGCCUUCAAGAGGGAGGUCAUGGCCUACCGGCAGACCCGCCACGAGAACGUGGUGCUCUUCAUGGGGGCCUGCAUGAGCCCUCCCCACCUCGCCAUCAUCACCAGCCUGUGUAAGGGAAGGACUCUCUACUCCGUGGUGAGGGAUGCCAAAAUCGUCCUGGAUGUCAACAAGACAAGGCAGAUAGCACAAGAAAUUGUGAAGGGAAUGGGAUACCUGCAUGCCAAGGGCAUUCUCCACAAGGACCUCAAGUCCAAGAAUGUUUUCUAUGACAAUGGGAAGGUGGUGAUCACCGACUUCGGGCUCUUCAGCAUCUCUGGAGUUCUCCAAGCAGGCAGGAGGGAGAACAAGCUGCGGAUCCAGAACGGCUGGCUGUGCCACCUGGCCCCCGAGAUCAUCCGGCAGCUCUCCCCGGACACCGAGGAGGACAAGCUGCCCUUCUCCAAGCACUCGGAUGUCUUUGCACUGGGCACCAUCUGGUACGAGCUGCACGCCCGGGAAUGGCCCUUCAAGACACAGCCAGCAGAGGCAAUCAUCUGGCAGGUGGGGAGAGGGAUGAAACCCAACCUCAGCCAGAUCGGGAUGGGCAAGGAGAUCUCGGACAUCCUCCUGUUCUGCUGGGCCUACGAGCAGGAGGAGAGACCCACCUUCACCAAGCUGAUGGACAUGCUGGAGAAACUGCCAAAGCGCAACCGCCGCCUUUCCCACCCGGGGCACUUCUGGAAGUCAGCAGAGCUGUGACGGGAGGAGUCAAGGGACGGUGCCUUCCUCCCCCAGCGGGUCUCCUCUUCCUCCCCGCUCCCACCCUGCGCUAAGGAGGAGCAGCGGGACCGACGGGGGCCCGGGAACGAGACUCUUCCCCCGCAGCGUUCCGGGAAUCCUGUCUGCGCGGGCGGAGCAGCCCCGGGAGCGCCCGGCUGCCCUGGGAUGGGGACAGCCCCCCCGAGCAGGGGACACCCGCGGGACAAUGACUCCAGCUCAUCACCAGGGCUCCUCCGACCCCCAUCCAGCGCUCACGAUGACGCUCGGCUGGGGAGGGCUUGUUCUCGGUUCUCUGUGGGUUUAUUUAAUUCCCUUUAUUUAUUUCUUCGCGGUUUUGUCAUGGAAAAAAAAAAAGGGGGAAGGCCGCUGAUUCACGAGUUUAUCCCCUCGGGGAUCCUGCGGGGCCAGGGAGCGCCACUGCCAUUAGCUGCCCCCCGCGGGGAAAUGCAUCCGUCCCGCUGCCCCGCAGCCCCUGGGCAGCGCUGACCUUUCACAAGUGGCUUCUCUCCCUCCACUUGUGUGUCGCCCCUCCCAGCGGGGCACGUUCCACAUUCCCGGUGAUUUAUCCUCUUUUCCCGGUGUGUGUCUCAUCAGCCAGCCCUGCCCUCCCUGCUCCCGGCUUUGCUCCCCGCUGCCAAAACCCCGAUCUGGGGAUGCUCUGGGACAGCAGGGCAGCUGGCAUUGGGAUCCAUCCCCUCCCCUGGGCUCAUUCCUACAGCUGGGCUUGCAGACAGGCUCUGGUUGUACAGAGCAUUCCUGGCACAUCUCAGCCAUGCCCGGCACCAUUCCCCCCCCACAUCAGCCAAAUCCCAGAGUUUUCCAAAAAAUCCUCUUUGGGAGCUGCUGUUGCCACCUGAAUUCCAGGUGCUGCUAUUUCCCUCUCCCCCAGCUCGGAUGGGCCCUCCAGCCCCUCGGAUGAGCUGUCAGACGAGAGCAAAUAGCAUUCCCAGGCUCUCAUGGAGCAUAAUUGCUUGACAGGAACCAUCCUGGAUAAUUCAAUUGUAGUCUCAGUUCGCUUUAAUUUGGAGCCUGACGAGGCUUUGCAAGCUGAACCAGCCCUGGUUUGUCUGGCUGCUCCUCCACCUCCUCCUUGCUGCUGUGGGAAGUGCUUUAGCAUAAGUAAAUGAAGAUUAGAAACUUAAUUGCAGCUGGGAUGAGAUGGGAUUUUAAUUGUGGGGGUAUUAAAAUCCUCACACGUGCCUGUGUGAGAAUCCCAAGGUGGGCAGGAGCAGGGAGGGCUGGAUCCAGCCCCCAGCAGGAUCCAGAGGCGUCUCCUGCUGAUGUUUUUGGGGUGUGCAGUGAGGCAGGAUGGCUUUGGGGGCUGAGGCUGAGCGUGGCAGAAGCUGCUCCCUGCUCCCCAGCACAGUUUGGGGACCCUGAGUCAGGGCUCCUCCCUCCUUCUCAGCGCACAUUUCCCCUCCCUUCAGCCCAGCCCAGCCUCAGCCCUGCUCCCCGCCCAGCUGCACACACCUGCCGUGAACGUUGCACUAAAACCUCGGAGUCUCUCUGAGCUUUCACCAAUGCCUUCACCUGUGCUGCUCCCGGGCUCUGGGCGAGGCAGAAACCCCUUUCCCACAGGCUUGGGGUGCUGGGGGUGUCUCCAAACCCCAAAUCCCAGCCAGAGGUGUGUGGGUUUGGGUUCUGAGCAGGUGUGAACUUCUCAGGUGAGCAGGAGAGAGGGGAAGGUGCUGGAAGGAGGAAAGGGGACAGCAGGGUGGUGCUCAGCACCUGGGCUGUGUGGGUUUAUGGUGGAAGGGAUGUGUCUGUCUUGGGGUCACUGUGGGUUUGCUCCCUGCGCCCCAAGUCCUUGCCUGGCCUGGAAAGUCUCACCAUGGUGUGUCCCCCAUGGGCUGUCCCUGCUGCUGCAGGCCCCUGGUGGAUUCUGUUGGCCUGGAGUCAAGGGAACAGUGACCUGAUGGGUGCUGGGUUGGUUCCCAUUUGCUGCCAGGGCUGCAGCCACAGCCCCAGAAUCAUGGAAUGGGUUGGGUGGGAAGGGACCUUAAAUCCCAUCCCUGUAUCCCAUCCCAUCCCAUCCCAUCCCAUCCCAUCCCAUCCCAUCCCUGUAUCCCAUCCCACUGUCCCAGCUGCUCCCAGCCCCCAGCCUGGCCUUGGACACCCCCAGGGAUCCAGGGGCAGCCACAGCUUCUCUGGGAGUUCCAUCCCAGCCCCUCCCCACCCUCCCAGGGAACAAUUCCUUCCCAAUAUCCCAUUUAACUCUGCCUUCAUUAAGUUUAAAGCCUUUCCCCUUGUCCUGUCCAAUUCCCCCUUGGCCACACCUUUCUCCACUGGAUUUUGGGCAUCUGGAAGAAACAAACUAUUCCCACAGCCAACCUCUCCCCGCUCUCCCCUGCCUUGGUGUCUCAGCCACAGGCACAGCACAAUGGUAUUGAUGGAAAAAGAGCUGUCCUGAAUUUAUCCCAAACGAGGAGCAGCUCCUUCCCUUCCAUUCCACUUGCUCAGGCAGCCACGUUAUUUCCAUCAUUCCUUCUUAUUUUUAACGUCUUCAUUAUUAAAAAAA